UUCAUCGUCUGCUAGGCGUCGCUUUUUAUGGAAAAAAUUUUAACUUGACAUUUGGUCAUUGUCCUACUUUAAAUCAAGGCGAAAUGGAUGAUGGAAAAAUGUCAGAAUGCUGCAUUAUAUCCCUGAUUCUUGAUUAAGAAGAGUCAUUAAAUACGCAAUCACAGAACUUGUCGUUCGUUCACAGAAAUGUUGGCAUUAUUGGCUCUCAAAAGGAUAGCUUUAGUUUCAACCUUACUGGUUGUUUUGAUCUCAACAUUCCUUUUCAUGAAGAUUCCAAAAUUCCAUUCAGAUCUGUACAACUUGAGUGAGUACAAAACCAUCAAGAAAAGUUGUUCAGGAAAACAACUUAUACUUUUGUGGACAAAAUUUUUUGAAAGUGAUGAUUUCCAUAUUGGGUUAGGUAGCAAACCUUUUAUGCAGUGCAAAACCUCUGGCUGUUGUGUAACAAAUAACCGCAAUUUCUUUGACACUAGUGCUGCUAUUAUAUUCCAUAUCAGAGAUUUGGACUUGAAAGACAUGCCACCCCAUCGAUCUGCUAACCAGCGCUGGAUUUUUUUCUUACAAGAAUCUCCUCAUCACACUCCAAACAUUUUAUAUGACCUUAAUAAUAUUUUCAAUUGGACAAUGACUUACAGAACUGAUUCUGACAUCUACAUGCCAUACCCUGUUCUGGAACCGACUGCAGGAUCUUCGUUUGAAUUUCAAAUAUGGAACAAGACGUUUGAACCUGAUGUUUUGAAGGACCAAAUACGACAGAAAAAAAAACUCGCAGCGUGGUUUGUUUCAAACUGCUUCACACAAAGCGGGCGGGAAAAAUAUGCUUCUGAGCUACAAAAGUACGUUCACGUUGACGUAUAUGGAAAAUGCGGACCUUUAGUGUGUGCCAAUCAUCUUCAAUGCUACCAAAUGUUAGAGCAACAAUAUAAAUUCUACCUCUCUUUCGAGAAUUCCAUCUGCCGCGACUAUGUUACAGAAAAAUUUUACAACGCCCUUCUCUUCAAUGUCGUGCCAGUAGUUUAUGGUGGUGCCAAUUAUAAUGCAGUUGCGCCUAAAGGCUCUUACAUUGAUGUUCGUGAUUUUACGUCAGCAGUUCGGCAUCUUGCACAGUACCUGAAAUUCUUGGAUAAAAACGACAGUGCCUACUUGCGGUAUUUUGAUUGGCGGAAAACUCCAUCAGGCAUAUCAGCCUUACCGCGUUUUAUUCAAGGCUGGUGCACGCUUUGCAGUAUGCUUAAUAACACCUCGUUACCCUUAAAGUCUUAUUCAAAUAUUCAUUCCUGGUGGUUUGAAAAAGGCCACUGUGAAAAUGAUCGUACAAAUAUUCACAAGUUAACAACUUAGUGUCAUUAUCUGUGUUUAUCGAGCGAGACUUGUUAAAUAAAGAGAUUUACGUUGCUCUA
Daphnia magna is the source of this 1400-nucleotide messenger RNA. Its product is annotated as alpha-(1,3)-fucosyltransferase C. Gene Ontology annotation, cellular component: membrane. The record is from RefSeq and is a predicted model, not a curated record. The transcript has 9 exons. NCBI's taxonomy places the organism in Eukaryota, Metazoa, Arthropoda, Branchiopoda, Diplostraca, Daphniidae. Gene Ontology annotation, molecular function: alpha-(1->3)-fucosyltransferase activity. The coding region runs from base 187 to 1341 and encodes 384 amino acids.